Quercus robur (English oak) is the source of this 537-nucleotide messenger RNA. RefSeq lists its product as uncharacterized. Bases 1 to 537 code for a protein of 178 amino acids. Lineage: Eukaryota; Viridiplantae; Streptophyta; Magnoliopsida; Fagales; Fagaceae. The transcript has a single exon. The record is from RefSeq and is a predicted model, not a curated record.
AUGGCUGUCCACUCCAAGAACGAGGCCUUGAUGUGCAAGGUGUUCCUGUCUAGUCUGGGGCCUGUGGCAAUAAGAUGGUUCGAUGGCCUGGGAGCAGGUUCUAUAGAUUUCUUCAAGGAACUUACUCGGGCGUUUGGAUCUCACUUUAUCACAUGCAGUAGGGUUCUUCGGCCUUUAGAUUCCUUGUUGUCUAUGACCAUGCGAGAAGGGGAGACCAUGAAAACGUACUCAGAUAGAUAUUGGGAGAUGUUCAAUGAGAUAGAUGGUGACUUUGAUGAUGUGGCCAUAAGAACUUUCAAGGUCGGCGUACCUGCCGAGCAUGGUUUGAGGAAAUCUUUGACUGGGAAACCUGCUAACAGUGUACGUCAACUCAUGGACCGAAUUGAUAAGUAUAAGCGAGUCAAGGAAGACCAACAACAAGGGAAAGGGAAGGCUAAGCUUAUCCCUCAUGAGAGGAAGAAUUUUAGGUUGGACAGAUACAACAAUAACUGGCUCCGAAGAGACUUUGCUGGACAUUCGGGGUCUGCCACUACUUAA